GGAACGACGGCGCAGAGGCGGACGAGGAGGACGGCGACGAGGACGAGGACGGGGACGGGGAUUCCAGAGACGGGGACGGGGCCGUGGUCAAGGCUCGCACCACCAGAGACGGCACUGGCAGCGCGGAAGAGAUGACGAUGAAAUCGAUGCAGACGACGAUGAGAUGGAUUCGCGGAUGUUUGCCCGGGCAGAACUCCCUCCUCAGACGGUGCUGGAGCGGACCCAGGCGAGCGUGGCCGCCGCAGCCGGUCGCGCAGUGGCUGACAUGCCAGUGCUCCCGGGCCUCGUCUACGAUCCGGUUCGUGAUCGGUACUUUGCGCUGCCGUCGACCGGAUCGGCGCCGCCGUGGGCCACCUCGUCCGCCGGCCCGUCGUCGUCGCCGACGCCGGCUCGACGGGAGCCCCCCCCUUCGCCCGAGCCUGCGAUGCUGCCACGCCCACCAUCGGCCAUGGCGUGGCGGAUACAGCGAGCGCUCGGCCUUGCCCGAUCUUCCAAGCUGCGUCGGUCGCUGCUGAGUGUUGCGCCGCUGCAGGGUCCAACCGCAAGCGUGUGCGUCAUGGACGAGCCUGUAGUGUGGAGCAGCGAGGCCGUGGCGGUCUCGCCCACAAUGGUGUCCGGACCGCGCAUGCCGGGCGCGUUCCCGACAUCGCUCAUUGUGUACUCGCCGCAACGAUUUGGCAUGGUCUUGAGCAGCAGCGCUGUGUCGGCGCGGACUGCGACCUGGCAGUGCGAGACCAUGCUCGAAGCGCCGACGGCGGUCCUCCCGUCGCUGCCGGCGCCGGUGGUGCUGCGGGUGACCGCCGACGAGGAUGUCGUUCGCACCGGCAUCGUUGUUGUCUCUCACGAAACUCCCAUCACCGUCUUUCAUGCCAACGCCGCGAUGCGGUGCUUGCCUGGCCGUGACCUUGUUUCAUCGCCAGGCGCUCUGCCUGAGAUGAGCGCCUUUCUCUCGGCAUCUGACCGCAACGUCUUUGCGCUCGACGCAGAGUCCGGACGGAUCUUGCGCGUUGCGCGCCUUCCGUCGCGCGCCCACCGGGUUGUGGCGAGCCUUGCGUACGAGCCACAUGCACAGCUGCUCCUUGUUGGCGCCACCUCGCGCGAUGGUGGUGGACAGGCUCUGUCUGCCCACGACGUUCGCGCGCCGUCGCUCUCGCCUGCUAUUACCUUUGAGCUUCCGCGAGCAUCCGGGUCGCACACCCACCGUAUUGCGCCGUUUGUGGCGCCCUGGGGUCCAUGGGGUCUGUCAACACCGGCGAGUGCCGGCCGAUUCGGGACUCACGGCCCUUCGACCGCGUCGCUGUGGGAUAUUCGCUCGUCGACGCCGCUCUUCAAGUUUGCCGCUGCUGCCGCUGAGGGGCGCGGUACUCGUUCACGCCCGACGGCGCUCACAUGCUUGGGCUGACUGGACUCUAUGGCGGGCGCGGCAGUGGUACUCUUCAGCCGUCGAUUUCAGUCUGGUCUGCGCACACCGGUGAACGUCUCGGCAUCGAGACGCUCGAUGUGGCCGACCUGGGUGACGAUGGGCCGCGCGCGCUGGUCAAGCCUUGGCGCAUCGUGUGCACGCCAGGACCUGACGCAGGUAUGGAUGCUGGCAGCUAUGCGGUGCACACACUACUGCUUCCGCGACAGCGCGCGUUUGAUGGCGACGUGGCGUUUACGGUCCAUUCGGUGGCGCCCGGCAGUCAUUACACACUGGCGUAGCUCUCGUAGGUGUACUCGUAGGCGUCGUCGUCGUUGCGGCGGCUCGGCCGGCGGACGUCACCGUCCGAGUCGUCGGUGAUGGCCUGCCGGCGACAGAUUGAGACGAUGACGGGGCCAACGCCGCCAGCAACCAGCAGGACCAGGCCCCACCCGAUGAGGAGAACGAUGAAGAGGGCCCAGGAUUGGUGGGCGUCGAGUGCGACGCCGAGGGCAGCGACCGCGACAGACCAGAACGAGAGGGCGUAAAAGAUGACCUUGUAG
Thecamonas trahens ATCC 50062 is the source of this 1962-nucleotide messenger RNA. RefSeq lists its product as uncharacterized. The coding region runs from base 164 to 1402 and encodes 412 amino acids. Lineage: Eukaryota; Apusomonadida; Apusomonadidae. The transcript has a single exon. The record is from RefSeq and is a predicted model, not a curated record.